Messenger RNA from Lachancea meyersii CBS 8951, 1437 nucleotides. NCBI's taxonomy places the organism in Eukaryota, Fungi, Ascomycota, Saccharomycetes, Saccharomycetales, Saccharomycetaceae. The record is from the annotation of a GenBank genome assembly.
AUGGACGAUGUCAACACUCACCAACAGUUGAGACCGUACUACGAUCCUGACACCUUUAAUGCGGGCUACAGUUCCGUUUUCAAGCCCGAUCAAGGCGUGGUAGACAGCCACGGCCGCAGCAUCGCAUCCAAACUCAGCAUAAUGCAACAAUCCAAAUCCAGGCUAUCAAAAUCUCUGAACGAGCCAGGCAUCCUGUCGCAACUGUCUGCGGGCGUGAAAUCACAAGUACGAGGGUCAGACGCCUCGGUCGAGAAAGUCCACAAAUCGUUCAACGACAUGGAAUGGAACGAUAUCCUGAACUGGAGGUCCUGGAAGAGCAUAGGUUCCAACCUUCUGGAGCAGUUUCUGCGACACUAUUUCAGACACCUUGUUCAACAGCCUUUUGAAGUUUCGCGGCUGCUGUUGCAAGUCGGGGAGUUUCAUUUUACCAAACCCACAGAUAACACCAAAAUCUCGCUGGAAAUGAGCGAUGCAGACGCCGGAAAUGCAUAUGUUGACGGAGCAGACGACGAGAACGAGGAAGAGAUCGAGUUCUUCCCCCAAUCGUAUCCUGACGACGAUCGCAAUUGGUCAGAAGCGCCGGCCACUUCUAAGGUGCACUUGAAUCACGACCAUACCGCACCUACCCUAACCAAACAGAUCCAACCAAACUCGUUGCACACUAUGGAUGUUCUCAAUUCCGUGAUGGAAGAAGAGGGCACACGGGGUCUCUGGAGAGCCAACAACACUACCUUUAUUUACAACUUUCUAUCAGUGACGCUGGACGCCUGGUUCACGGGUCUCAUCAGUCCCUUUUUGCAAAUUCCAGACCCAUAUUUCAUUGACAUCGUGCACUCUUCAGACACGCGCAAGUCUAUCGUCUUGACAGUAUGCGCCAGUGUCUUUACUGGGUUUGUACUUCUUCCGUUAGACCUCAUCAGAACAAGACUUACUAUAACUUCCGUGAAAAUCGAACACCGUAGCUUGCGCAAUUUGCUGAAGAAAUGGUCUUGGAGACAACACCUCAGCGGACUCCCAUUCGACAUGAUUGCCUUGAACAUCGGUCAUUCCCUGACGUCCACAGUGUUCACCAAACUCACGGGCGUCCUGUUAUACCACCAAUUCAAGAUCGACAGAUUUACCCAGGCCGUAUGGUACAACACUUUGGAACUUCUGUCCGAAAUGCUUGAGCUUUUCGUCAAGCUGCCCGUGGAAACGCUCUUGAGACGCUGUCAAACGGCCUAUUUGCUGAGAAAGAAACCCGAAGAUCCUUUCCCCGUCGCGAAAGCCAACAUGGUUAUCAACCCACGCGAAUACAAAGGAAUCUACAGCACAUUGCAAGACAAAAAACGGAUACACGAGCUGUGGAGUGGAUGGAGGCUUGGACUCCUGAGUGUGUUUUGCAGCUAUGGGCUGAAGAUGAUGAACUUCGAGGCGACCGAGGAAGAAAAAUUUUGA